Messenger RNA from Mesorhabditis belari, 831 nucleotides. The record is from the annotation of a GenBank genome assembly. NCBI's taxonomy places the organism in Eukaryota, Metazoa, Nematoda, Chromadorea, Rhabditida, Rhabditidae.
AUGACAGCCUCAAUAUCAAAUGGUAUUGGAGGAACGACGAUUCUCUCAUAUUCUUCUCAUUUCCCUGACUCAACCCCGGUAGCUGUCUCGUCUGGAAUGGGCGCCGCCGGGAUUGUUGGUUCUUUUUUAUACGCUUCACUCACAGAGCCACAUCUGGCUAAUCUCUCUCCAGGAACAGCAAUUCUCUUGAUGUUGGUUUUUCCCUUCACUCUAGCUACGUUUUAUUGGCUGGUUCUGGAUCAUCCAUCAAAUUUAAUGAAAAAGUGCUUGAAAGAUCCAACUGAGGAUUGUCAAGAGUACACAGCAAGACAAGCAAUAAAAUCCACAAGUCUCAUCGAGAAAAUUGGCGCCAUAAAGCCCUCUCUUCGAUUCCUUCUCCCAAUGAUCGUUGUUUACAUGGCCGAAUAUACAACUAAUCAGGGAUUUAUUCAAUUCAUUGUGUUUGACUGUGCAAACGGGUUCGGGCUGGCCAAAAUUAGUCAAUAUCGAUGGUUUCAGUUCAUCUAUCGAGUGGGGACUUUCGUCACAAAAACUUCCCUUCUUUUCAUCGAUUUUUCAACAAAUUGGCUCUAUUUGUUCCCGCUUCUACAGCUUUCAAAUGGAGUUCUCUUCUAUUUCGAAGCACUUUUUGCUUUUCUUCCGCACAUUUCUCUCCCAUUUCUGAUGGUUUUUAUCUCGGGAUUAGUUGGCGGAGCUUGUCUAUCAAAAACCUACAAUCAUAUUCAUAAAACGACUCCCGCCGAUUUCAAGCCAUUUCUUCUCGGUGUCGCCAGUACAAGCGAUACUUUUGGGAUUUUCUUAGCGGCUUUCUUAUCGAUCUGGGUUUGGUGU